CUUUCAGUUUCCUUUCUCUCUUCUGCUGUCAGCGAUGGCGUCUGGUAAUCUGAGAGCUGAGCUGGAAUGUUCCGUCUGUCUGAACAUUUAUACAGAUCCUGUAAACCUGAGAUGUGGUCACAACUUCUGCCGGGUCUGUAUUGAUCGUGUGCUGGAUACACAGGAGGGGUCUGGAGGAUAUUCCUGUUCUGAAUGCCGAGAGAAGUUUCAGGAUAAGCCUGCAUUGCAGAGGAACAUGAAAUAUAACACAGUGGAGAAUUUCCAGUCUGCUCAGUCAGAUCAAGAGGAGUCUGAGGUCUUUUGUUCUCACUGUGUGGACUCUCCUGUACCUGCUGUUAGAUCCUGUCUGCUCUGUGAGGUUUCUCUGUGUGAUAAACACCUGAGAGUCCACAAAAAGUCCCCAGAACACAUCUUAUGUGACCCCACCUUGUCCAUGGAGAGCAGGAAAUGCUCCGUCCAUAAGAAGAUCCUGGAGUUUUACUGCACUGAGGAUGAUACCUGUAUCUGUGUGUCCUGCUGUCUGAUUGGAAGACACACGGGACAUACGAUGGAGUCACUGGAUGAGGCUUCUGAGAAGAAGAAGGAGACACUGAGGAACGUUCUGCAGAAACUUCUGACAAAGAGAGAGGAGACGGAGGAAAGAGUCCAGAGUCUUCAGGAACACAGGAGGAAAGUAGAAGAAGAAGCAGCUGGUGACACCGAGAGAGUCACUGUCCUGUUUAGAGAUCUCAGGAGACGUCUGAAAGAUGAGGAGAAUAGAGUCCUGAGGGAAAUCUCCGGGAGGGCAGAGCGGAUCUCCAUCUCCAUCCGGGAUCUGGAAAUAAAGAAGGAGGAGCUGUCCAGGAAGAUGCGUCACAUUGAGGAGCUGUGUAAGAUGACGGAUGGAGCUGCAGACAUAUUACUGGAUGUAAACACAGCUCAUAAUUCUCUACAGAUAUCAGAUGACAGGAAAACUGUAUCCAAGUCAGAUAUAGACCAGAAUCAUUCAGAAACACCAGAGAGAUUUCAAGAUUGUGCUCAGGUGUUGAGCAGUCAGAGUUUCUCCUCAGGGAGACAUUACUGGGAAGUGGAUUUUGGGGGAUCACAUAGAUGGAGAGUUGGGAUGUGUUACCCCAGUAUAGAUAGGAGAGGAAAACAGUCAGGGAUUGGAUGUAAUAACAAGUCCUGGUGUUUGUACAGGGAUGGUGGUCUGCGUAGGAUGGUACAUAACAGUAAAAAGAUCCCCUUGUCCACUAAUAUCUCCAGUAACAGAGUCAGGAUAGAUCUGGAUUAUGAGUGUUAUAGAAAUGUUGAAUUUCAUAUUUGUACCAGGGGAACCAUUGGGAAAAAUAUUAAUGUAUAA
Messenger RNA from Rana temporaria (common frog), 1342 nucleotides. Its product is annotated as E3 ubiquitin/ISG15 ligase TRIM25-like. The coding region runs from base 35 to 1342 and encodes 435 amino acids. The transcript has 3 exons. The record is from RefSeq and is a predicted model, not a curated record. Gene Ontology annotation, molecular function: protein binding; zinc ion binding. Lineage: Eukaryota; Metazoa; Chordata; Amphibia; Anura; Ranidae.